This is a messenger RNA of Nilaparvata lugens (brown planthopper), 2232 nucleotides long. It is a transcript of the gene klhl10, whose product is annotated as kelch-like protein 10. The record is from RefSeq and is a predicted model, not a curated record. Gene Ontology annotation, molecular function: protein binding. The transcript has 11 exons. The coding region runs from base 150 to 2111 and encodes 653 amino acids. Lineage: Eukaryota; Metazoa; Arthropoda; Insecta; Hemiptera; Delphacidae.
CUCAUCCAUUCGGCUGAAAUUUUUCAGGAUCAACAUGAAAUGAAUCUUAAUUCAACACCCUUCAAAAUUCAAGUUUCAUAUCUGACACUAUUUUGGAAAUUUAGAAGAAAAAUUUCAGUAAAAUUCAACAAGUGAUCAAAAUAUUUCCUAUGGAGUCUUUGAGAAAUGAUGCUCCUGAAGGUUCAAUUGAAAAUUCUUCAUGUCAGAGGGACAUUUCCGUGAUGAGCAGUCAAGCACUGCAAGCUCUCUAUGAGUUGAGAGAAGAGAGACUUCUAUGUGAUGCCACUAUCAAGCUGGAUAAUGGAGAAAUAUUCUAUGUGCACAGAGCUAUCAUUUCUGCAUGCAGUAGCUAUUUUCGAACCCUAUUCACAACAACCUUGAAUGGUAAGGAUAGAACAAAAAUCGAACUUCCAGGAGUGGAUUCAAAUACAAUGAAAUUGAUUCUAGAAUAUGUUUAUUUGAGACGUUUGAGGAUAACAAGUGAAAACGUUGGGACACUCCUCGUAACAGCUGACUUUCUUGGCCUUCUCGGAAUCAUUCAUCUAUGUUGUCAAUUUCUGAAGAAGCACAUUAAUCCCAAAAACUGCAUGGGUAUUUUAAAGUUUGCACGAGAUCACUUCUGCUACGAUCUUGAAGAUGAAGUGCUGAGAUACAUUCUGCGUGACUUUGUAACAAUUGCUGGAGUCAGCGAAGAGAUAGUUCACAUGGAGGUGGAAGAGCUGUGCAAGAUAAUUGGCUCCGAUGAACUGAACGUCAAAUCCGAGGAAAUAGUUUGGGAGUGUGCCCUCAAGUGGAUGAUGCAUGACGAGCACAACAGAAAAUUUUUUGCUGUUGACUUCAUGCGUAGUAUAAGACUUGGUCUGCUGGAGACCACUUAUUUCCUUGAAAAAGUGAAAGAGCACCCAUUUGUAGUGGGAAAUGCCAUGUGCAAGCCACUGAUAAUUGAAACACUGAGAUUUCUGUAUGAUCUGGAAAUGAUAACACAGAAACAUGGAGAAGUUGCCACCCCUGCAAUAGCCCGGCCACGUGUUCCUCAUGAGAUUCUUUUUGCAAUCGGGGGUUGGUCUGGAGGAAGUCCCACUAACUUUAUUGAGACUUAUGACACAAGAGCUGACCGUUGGAUAAAGGUUGAAGAAGUAGACUCAGCGGGACCAAGAGCAUACCAUGGCACUGCUGUGAUUGGCUACAAAAUCUAUGUGAUCGGUGGCUUCGACGGUGUGAGCUAUUUCAAUACUUGUCGCUGUUUUGAUGCAGUGACGAAGGAAUGGAAAGAAAUUGCACCGAUGUAUGCUAGCAGGUGCUAUGUUAGUGUUGCUGUCGAUAAAGAUGUAAUCUAUGCCAUGGGUGGAUUUGACGGCCAUAACAGGCAAAACUCGGUGGAAAAGUACGAUUAUAAAGCGAACCAGUGGACACAGAUAGCACCAAUGAACAUGCAGAGAAGUGACGCAAGUGCUGCUGCUUUGAAUGGUAAAAUUUUCAUAACGGGCGGAUUCAAUGGACAAGAGUGUCUGAGUUCUGCUGAGGUUUACGAUCCGGAGCUCAAUCAGUGGACGAUGAUCACUCCAAUGAGAUCGCGUCGAAGUGGAGUCUCCUGCAUAGCAUAUCAUAAUGCACUCUACGUCAUUGGCGGAUUCAAUGGUAUUAGCAGAAUGAGUAGUGGUGAAAAGUACAAUACAGAGACCUACACAUGGUAUCCAAUCCCAGACAUGUACAAUCCUCGCAGUAAUUUUGCUAUUGAGGUCAUAGAUGACAUGAUUUUUGCUAUAGGAGGCUUCAAUGGUGUCACAACAAUAUUUCACGUUGAGUGUUUCGAUGAAAAAGCUGGUGAAUGGUAUGAAGCCACUGACAUGAAUAUCUACAGAUCAGCCCUGUCAGCAUGCGUGAUCAUGGGCCUGCCUAAUAUAACAGACUACAUCCACAAGCAUCGCGAACUACUUAUGGAAGAGAAGCGCCAGAAAUUACUGUCCAUGGAGAAUAAUAAUAGUUCCGGAAAUCAACAACAAGCAGCCAUGGCGAUUGCAGAAGUUGAGGAAACUGAGAAUAAUCAGGACAUCGAAGAUAUUCUAGAAGAAAAUGACCUCGCACUUUUCCUGGCCGAAGAUGAGUUCUAAACCUAAAUCCUCAACAACUACUUUAUAUAUCAUAAACAAACUUUAGCACUUAACAAAUUUUGGAUCAUAAUAUUGACUUAUCAAACUUUGGAUCUCAAUAAAUAAAAAUCCUUGCAAUUAA